This is a messenger RNA of Sander lucioperca (pikeperch), 1738 nucleotides long. Its product is annotated as alpha-2,8-sialyltransferase 8F-like. Gene Ontology annotation, molecular function: alpha-N-acetylneuraminate alpha-2,8-sialyltransferase activity. Gene Ontology annotation, biological process: N-glycan processing; oligosaccharide metabolic process. The record is from RefSeq and is a predicted model, not a curated record. The transcript has 7 exons. Lineage: Eukaryota; Metazoa; Chordata; Actinopteri; Perciformes; Percidae. The coding region runs from base 136 to 1200 and encodes 354 amino acids.
GGGGGGGGGGGAUCUGAAAACAGAGGGAGGGUCACAGAAAGUAGAAAAUGGGUGAGUGUUGUUGAGCCAGCUAAAGCAGAGAGGAAGACAGAAAGUGAGGGGCCUAGCGGGUGAAGUUAGCAGGAGGGGAGAGGUAUGAGGGGACAGCUCUUGAAGUCAUUCUUCUCUUUGGUGAUCACUCUCUUCUGUGUGGGGAGCCUGCUGACCACUUUCAUCUGGUACAUGGUCGACAACAAUAAUGUUGAACCUCAGAGGCCGCCUCCUCAAAAGAAAAGUGCCCCCCAGCCCUCUGACCCCUGUAAAGGCUGCAGGGAGGUCAUCAACAAAGUAAUAGAGCGUUACUCUAAACCCUGGAAGAAGCAGGAAGACAAUUACCAAAAGUUCAGAUCUCAGCUGAGCAGCAAGUGCCAUGGUUUUGACAAGGCCAUCAUAACCCAGGCCAACACUCCAGUGGGAUCAAAGCUUGUGUAUGACGGAGAAAAGAAGAGGACCCUCCAGGUCACCCCAGAGAUUUUCAGCACCUUUGCAAAGGAGCAUCCGUUCCCAAAUAAAACAUGGGACACGUGUGCUGUUGUUGGGAACGGAGGGAUCCUGACCAACAGCAGCUGUGGAAAGAUGAUCGAUUCCGCUCAAUUUGUUAUCAGAUGCAACCUACCUCCUUUGGAUAAAGGCUAUGAGAAACAUGUGGGCAUGAAGACAGACCUUGUGACAGCAAACCCAAGCAUCUUCCUAGAGAAGUAUGGGGCUCUAAUGGGACGUCGUCGUCCGUUCGUGGAGAGUCUGCGUAGCUAUGGCAACUCCUUGCUGCUCCUUCCCGCCUUCUCCUAUGGCCACAACACUCCUGUGUGCAUGCGGGCCGUCUACAGCAUUGAGGACUUUGAAAGCCCCACCAGGCCCGUCUUCUUUAACCCUGAGUACCUCCAGCAUCUGGCCCUCUUCUGGCGCUCCCAAGGCCUACGAGCAGUGCGUCUCAGCACCGGCAUAAUCAUGGCCAGCCUGGCGCUGGAACACUGUGCCAAUGUGCAUCUGUACGGGUUCUGGCCCUUCAGUAAUCACCCACAUGGACUCUAUGUCCUGACUAACCACUACUACGAUGACAGACAAACUAAAACGAAAUUCCACGCCAUGCCUGCUGAGUUUGAUCUCUUGUUGCGGCUGCACAGUCAGGGGGUGCUCAGGCUUCACCUGGGAGAUUGUUGACCAGCUGAAAAGUAGUUCCCAGACCCAGAGGCAGCUGACAGAAUAGGAGCAAAGUGCCUUGUUUGUAGCCCAGUCGCUCGUGAAAUCCUUCAUAUACUUUUUAAAUGAAUGGACAGAUACAUUUUGGCUGAUGACAUGGAUUAAGUGUGUCCAAGCAAGGUGGAUGCUUGGACUUGUGAAUGCUGAGUUAGCCCAUCAGCAGCCAAGACAUUUGCACUGAAAUCAAGAUGCAACAAUCAUGAGGCUUACAGUGUAUCUAAAAUUGUAUUUAUUUUGUUUCAGCUGGAGCCUGGAUGCAGAUAUUUUGAUUUCUAAGGGAAUCCUUUGUGGAAGUCGAAAAUAUAGUGCCUUGUUUUGGAUCAAACUGAAUGUAUUUUGAAGAAAAUCAAAUACCUCCUUUACAUGAAGAUUGUCUGGGUAAAACACUUUAACGUUUAAUGAAAACUGACGCACUCUGAAUGUAAAGAAUCUUUUGAUAUUUGUUGGCAACUCUCAUGUGGAAAUGUAUCGUACUUACACAUUAAUCAGACAAUUGUUA